This is a messenger RNA of Spinacia oleracea (spinach), 2371 nucleotides long. RefSeq lists its product as uncharacterized. The record is from RefSeq and is a predicted model, not a curated record. Bases 136 to 1791 code for a protein of 551 amino acids. Lineage: Eukaryota; Viridiplantae; Streptophyta; Magnoliopsida; Caryophyllales; Amaranthaceae. The transcript has 16 exons.
AUGUAGGGUAUACCAUGCUGAUUGUGAACCGUAUAUAAGUCCACGAUCUGCUCACAGAGUCACAGCAAAACGGCUGCGUCGAUAUCUUUUGACGCUGCUCGACGCUCCGCCGUACCUGGGAGAACCACCACUACAAUGCGGUGGCCAGCUUCUUUCAAGUUUCCCACCAAGGCCGCCAAAUUAUCCCUCCUCUUCGUCACGGCCACCGGUGCUUACGCUCUCCAAGUUCCCGACGCUUCUUCCCGUGCCACCACCCCUGUCUUCGAUAAUCCAGGGGCUCCAAUAUUCGCACUUCGACGCUCCUCUUACACCUUCUUCACGAUUGCUUCAACCGUUUUUGACUACAAGUACUCUAUGUAUGGGUUAACAAAGGGUUCAGAUGAGUAUCAGCGUUCGAAUUCUGAGGUUCAUUUGCGUUCUGCUAAGAGAAUAUUGAAAUUGUGUGAAGACAACAAAGGUUUUUAUGUGAAAGCUGGUCAGUUUGCAUCAUCCCUGAGACAGCUCCCAAAGGAAUAUAUAAUGACACUUUCUGUUUUACAAGAUAAGGCAGUUCCUUGUGAUUUCAAUUUGAUAAAAGAAGUGAUAUGCAGAAAUCUUAAUUCUGAAUUUUCUCAUAUAUUUCUCUCUUUUGACGAGCAACCACUCGCUGCAGCUUCAAUUGCUCAAGUUCAUCGUGCUGUCCUGAAAAGCGGGGAGGAAGUUGCUGUGAAGGUGCAGUACCCUGGGUUAGAGCGGCUGAUGGAGUUAGAUAUUACUAUCAUGUCUUUUGUUUCACAAGUUGUUGCUUGGGUAUUUCCUGAAUACAGAUUUGGAUGGAUUCUUGCAGCAUUUAAAGAGGCGAUUUCAGCAGAACUAGAUUUCAUUCAGGAAGCAAGGAAUUCUGAGAAGACAGCAAACAAUUUUAGAGACAGCAAGAAUGUCAAGAUCCCACGAGUUUUUUGGGACUUUACAACCAGCCAAGUUUUGACCAUGCAGUUUUGUUCUGGACAAAAGGUUGAUGACCUGGAAUUUCUGGAAAAAUCAGGCAUUGAUCCAAGAAAGGUUGCGAAAGCUCUGAUGGAAGUCUUUGCUGAUAUGAUAUUUAUCCAUGGCUUUGUGCAUGGAGAUCCACAUCCUGGAAAUAUCUUAGUUUCUCCAAAUGGUCAGAAAGGCUUUACUUUGGUUCUUUUAGACCAUGGAAUGUACAAGAAACUAGAUGAAAGAUUCAGAAGGGAUUAUUGUCGACUAUGGAAGGCACUGAUUCUCAAGGAUAUGAAUGAGAUACUGCAUAUUGGUGAAUCUUUCGGUGUUCGUACCUAUUCUAGAUAUUUGCCCAUUAUAUUCACUGGUAGAACGAUGAACAGUAAAGCAGGACUCGGAAGAGGAAUUUCCAAUGAAGAGAGAAAUAUUGUCAAGCAAGAGCUUAAGGCUCUUACAAUGGAGGAUAUUUCUUCGUUCAUGGAAUCCUUGCCACCCGACUUUUUGACGAUAAUGCGUACAGACGGCAUUCUUAGAUCUAUAUGUAGCAAUUUGGGUACACCCCCCAGUGUUCGGGUUCUAACCUAUGCCAGAUCUGCUAUAUAUGGUCUUUCUUUAACCAAGGAAUAUGAGCAUGGUUCUACAUUGGAUUUUUUCAUCUCAAGAAUCAAGAGUAAAUUUAGUUACCUUCAAAUAAAAUGCCUUCUCGGUGUAAUGGGGCUUCUUUCAUGGAUAGAUGACGUCAAACAUAUAUUUAGUAAGAGAUUGAAGAGUUUACUGGCUACCGCCAGAAAUCUAUAUCUGUAUCAUGCCCAGGCAGCAGCCCACCAGUGAUUGCAUGAUGUGUGCACCACAUCUGGAAAAUGGGGAACCAUUCUCUAGGUAUUGUGGUUUACCUUUCUGUAUAUGAGUGGUUUCAUAUCCGCAUUGUUCUGCCAGACCUUGGCAGCAGUGGCAAUAUCCACUAGAGUUUGAAUUUCGCAAAACCGGCUGUCAAAUGGCUAUCAAGAAUGAGUUUAAUUUCAUAACCAUAUGCGGAAUUUGUUUCUUUUGUUUUCUGAAGUAAUAUAUUUUUCGAUUUCAUGCUAUUCAUAUGGUUAUGUGGCCAAAAUGUUCUUGUAUAUGGAUUCUUUUGGAGAAGAAAGUUGUCCUCUCCAUUUUCUGAAUGUUGAGCAUAAUUGCUCUCUAGGUCUACAGCAGCAACAGCAUACUGACGUGAGAAGUAUGAAGCUGGUUCAAGCUAGUGAGCAAGACAUACCUGUUUGAUUCAGGUUGUUUGAGCUUGUAGUCCACCUUGAAAGUUUAGACGGUAAAUUUUAUAGAUAGUAAGCUUUUCAUGUACUUUACUGACGUUGUAUAAAUAGGGGUAGCUGUAACUUUAUCCUUUUUCGCAGUUCGUACUUUGUGAAAGAAA